Linderina pennispora is the source of this 2169-nucleotide messenger RNA. RefSeq names its product WD40 repeat-like protein. The coding region runs from base 1 to 2169 and encodes 722 amino acids. NCBI's taxonomy places the organism in Eukaryota, Fungi, Kickxellomycota, Kickxellomycetes, Kickxellales, Kickxellaceae. The record is from RefSeq and is a predicted model, not a curated record. Gene Ontology annotation, biological process: DNA-templated DNA replication; DNA repair; mitotic cell cycle. The transcript has 2 exons. Gene Ontology annotation, cellular component: nuclear replication fork. Gene Ontology annotation, molecular function: chromatin binding; protein binding.
AUGUUGCCUUCUAUCACACCCCCGCGGUUUGCGCAUUCGGAGGGAUACACCACGGUAGCGUUUGGACACACUGGCCAGUUCGUGUGCACAGGUGGUAGCGACUCGCUGGUCCGCAUCUUCCACGCACCCAAGGGCGAGCGCGACCAGGAGGCAAUCACUCUCGAGCACCAUACGGACAAUGUGCUGAGUCUGGCAGUGUCCAAGAACAAGAUCCUGUCAGGCGACGAGGAGGGUGUGAUCCUGUCGUUUGAUGUUAGCUCGCGCGACCCCCUGUCAAUUGAGCCCUCAGGCAGCGUGCUUCGCUCGGCACUAUCGGCACGGGACCUCAGCAUCAGCUCUAGUGAGCGACAGGUGGCGGUGGCAGCCGACGACGAGGUGGUCCGGAUCGUGUCACUGCUGGAUAUGUCCUUGCUACACAGCCUGCAGGGCCACCGGGCGCCAGUCACCAGCGUCUCGUUUUCGCCAGACAGCGUGUUUCUGGCAUCUGUGGGGUGCGACGGGUCCUUGCGCGUGUGGGAUAUGCGGGACGAUCCAGCAUGUGUGCAUAUCGACAACAAAAUCACGUAUGUGUGCGAGCCUGGCAACAGCAUGGCGCAGACCAAGGCGCGCUGGAGCCCCGAUGGUCGGCUCCUGGCGGUGCCCUGCAAUGACAAUGGCAUUAGGCUGAUUGAGCGCAAUACGUGGGAGGUUCUGGCAUCGCUGGCUGGCGUUCAUACGAAGCAGGUUACAUGUCUGGCAUGGUCCGGCAAUGGCCGGUACGUUGCGUCGGUUGCGCUCGACAACAAGGCUGUGGUGUGGGAUGUGCAGGCACGCAAGGCGAUUGACUGGAACCCGACCGGCAACAUGCUAGCUUUCACAGACAAUACCGGUGCCAUGUAUAUCUGGGACGAUGUCGUUGCGAUUGACCAGGGACACGCUGCACCCUACAACAAGAUUGCAAUGGAGUCCAGCUCUUUGGCCGGCAGCCUGAAGACGCAGGCGCGGAUCAGCGAGCCAGACUCCAAGCUCAUGAGCGACCUGUUUGGCGAUGCUGCAGCGGUAGAUGAGAUGAUCGAGGAGGCCGAGAUGGAGGAAGAUGCAGAGAUCCUCGAACAGGGCGAAGACACGAACGAUAUGCUUGAUGACUUUGUGGUUGACGAUGACGGCGCUGGGUAUGCGGAGCCCAAGGCCCAGCCGUGGGCGGUUCUGGCCGACCAGCAGACCCGCAGUUUUCAGCCGGGCGCCACACCGUGGAUCAACAGCCGGCGGUACCUGGCGUUCAACAUGGUGGGCAGCGUCGCCGCAGUGGCCCAGGACUCCAGCUACAACACCAUUGAGCUGGAGUUUUACGACAAGUCGCUGCGCCGCGACUUCCAUUUCUCGGACACGUACAAGUUUUCCAUGGCAGCGCUGUCGGAAAACGGCUGUCUGUUUGCCACCACGAGCCGCGAGCUAGCCAACGACCAGUCGCUGCGCGAGCUGGCGGGCUCCGACGACGAGGUCUCGGUGCUGUCGUACCGCGCGUUUGCGUCGUGGUCGACAAACACCGACUGGCUGUUCAAGCUGCCCGAGAACGAGCACCCGCGGUGCAUUGCCGCGUCGUCGCACGGUGUCGCUGCCAUCACAUCCCAGGGUAUGCUGAGGUGCUUCACUCUGGGUGGCGCCCAGAGGCACAUUGAGAGUCUGCCCGACCGCACCGUGACGUGCGUUGCAAACAAGGACAUGCUGCUGAUUAUUCUUGAGUCAGCGGGCUCGAUCAGGACUGCGUCGGGUGAGAAGCGCAUGGAAUACGAGUACAUUCUGAUGACCAUCGAUGGCCAGACGAGGCUGGCUGCUGGAGCCUGCCCGGUGACGCCGCGCGGUGAGAUCGUCUGGGCUGGGUUCUCCGAGGAGGGGCAUCCAGCGACCUGCGACUCCAAGGGCAAUGUGCGGCUGCUGCACAAGUACUGGGAUGCGUCUGAUGCGGCGUGGGUGCCUGUACUCGACACGCGUGCGCUGGCCGCCGCCAAUGGCAAGAAGGAGGCAUACUGGCCUGUGGCCAUCUCCGCCAAGCAGUUCAUGGUGGUUACAUGUCCGCAGCCGCGUAAAAUACCCGCCACAUCCGAAACCCAUCCUGGACGAAUUGGACAUCAGCAUUCCGCUGCUGCAGACCGACACGCAGAUUGGGCAGCACGAAGCACGGCUGUUUAA